UCAGUGACUUAUAGCGGGACUGCGGUGGGCAUUCUGACACUGGGGGGAAAACUGACUUGGUGUCGCUGACAUCCUCAGUGACACCAAUACAGUGAUCAGUGCUAAUAAAAAGCACUGACACUGUACUAAUGGCCCUGGGCAGGAAGGGGUUAACAUCUGGGGCAAUCAAAGGGUUAACUGUGUGCUGUUUUACACAUUCGCGUAUUUGCGUGUACAUAGACACGUGUAAAACAUUUUCAAGACUUAUUUUAGGUUACUAGCAGGGGAGAGACCUGUAUGUAAAUAAUACAGAUCACUCCCCUGUCAGC
Messenger RNA from Staurois parvus, 308 nucleotides. The record is from the annotation of a GenBank genome assembly. Lineage: Eukaryota; Metazoa; Chordata; Amphibia; Anura; Ranidae.